UUAUGGAUAAUAUAGUAGAACGUACAGAUGAUGAAUAUAAUGAAGGGAAACAAGAUUCCUAUCAACAACCUGAUAGAUUAUCAGAUAAUUUAGCAAGAACAGUCUUCUUUGAUUCCAAUAAUCUUCCUUAAGUGGAAUGUUACUAUCAUAAAGGUUAUUAUAUAUCUAACAUGUGUCGAGCACCAUAAUGUAUAAUACCUUUAUGUCCUCUUUGCAUACAUCUUCAUUCUAAAGAGCAUGUCAAUGAAGGCACAUAUCCAGUAUUUGAAUCAUUAGAGGUCUUAUUAAAUUAAGCAAGUGAUCAUGUUAAUAAUGAAUGUAAUUGUUUAAGAUUUUAUAUUAUUUUAGUGAAGAAGUUCACAAAUUCUUAUUAUGAUAUCAAAAAACAUGUGAAUACUUUUGAAGUUCAUGCAGAUAAAACAAUAAAAAAGAUUAGAGAGAUUAAGAAACGUAUAUAGGAUGUUGUUGAAUAAUUUUUUAAUGGUUUAGAGAAUGAAGUUGAACAUAAAUAGAAAAAGAAUGUGAAUAAUUAAGAGAGAGAUGCUAAACAUUUAUUAUCAAUGAUAGAAGAGAGAUGGAGAUCAAUGAAAGAGAUGUUAAAUACAUUUUAGAGUUCUGAUUGUUUAACAGCUCUAAUUCCUUAUUUCACAACAACAUUUUAAGAAGACAAUCAUGUUUAUUAUAAGAAGAUAGGAGAGUAUAUAAAUGCAUUUCCAACUGUUAGUAGUGAAGUCUAAAUAGAUUAACAUAGAGCGUAUGUUUUAUUAUAUUUAAUCAAAGUUCUGAAUUGAGUGUAUUUUUGAGUUCAAUAAUAAGAGUUCAACAUUCUUCAAUACCUGAUUUUAUUGGGAUUCAUUAAUUACCAACUACUAAUGUUACUGAAAGCACUAAGAUUAAUUCUUUAUAGGGAAGUAGAAUCAAGGAACCAUUACGUGUUACAAUAUAAGAGAAGAAAACUUAAUUUGAAUCUUUAGAUCAUAGAAAAUCACCUGUUUAAGAUGUUAGAGUUUAAAGAAGUCCACCUCCAAAUUAAUAAUCUAUGUAUCCAUAUCCUGUACAUCCAUCUAUGCAUCAAUAUCCACCUCCACAUUACUUACCACCCCAAUAUCAUAGAUUUUGA
This is a messenger RNA of Paramecium pentaurelia, 1120 nucleotides long. The record is from the annotation of a GenBank genome assembly. NCBI's taxonomy places the organism in Eukaryota, Ciliophora, Oligohymenophorea, Peniculida, Parameciidae.